AUGGCUUCUUCAGUUAUGGCUUCUUUGAGUCUCAAACCAACUCCUUUCACUGUUCAGAAAUCUUCAGUGAAAGGACUUCCUUCCAUUUCAAGGCCAUUCAGAAUUGUUGCCAGUGGUGUCAAGAAGAUUAAGACUGACACACCUUAUGGAACUGGUGGUGGCAUGGAUUUGCCUAAUGGACUUGAUGCUUCUGGCAGGAAACAAAAGGGAAAGGGUGUUUACCAGUUUGUAGACAAAUAUGGUGCUAAUGUUGAUGGAUACAGCCCUAUCUACGAGCCCAAGGAAUGGUCUGCCACCGGUGAUGUCUACGCCGGAGGUACGACUGGACUGGCAAUCUGGGCAGUAACUCUAGCUGGUCUUCUAGCUGGAGGUGCACUCCUUGUCUACAACACAAGUGCUCUGUCACAAUAG
Molecule: messenger RNA, 411 nt
Organism: Lathyrus sativus (Indian pea)
Lineage: Eukaryota; Viridiplantae; Streptophyta; Magnoliopsida; Fabales; Fabaceae
Source: the annotation of a GenBank genome assembly